Messenger RNA from Ostrinia furnacalis (Asian corn borer), 1962 nucleotides. Its product is annotated as heat shock protein 68-like. The transcript has a single exon. The coding region runs from base 58 to 1962 and encodes 634 amino acids. The record is from RefSeq and is a predicted model, not a curated record. Gene Ontology annotation, molecular function: ATP-dependent protein folding chaperone; ATP binding. Lineage: Eukaryota; Metazoa; Arthropoda; Insecta; Lepidoptera; Crambidae.
UCAAAUUAUAGCGAAACAAAAAUUCAUUGCGGUUAAAAUAAUAUUUAAAAUACAAAAAUGCCAGCGGUUGGAAUCGACUUAGGGACGACGUAUUCUUGCGUGGGAGUGUGGCAGCAUGGGAACGUGGAGAUUAUCGCCAACGACAUGGGCAACCGCACCACGCCGUCCUACGUCGCCUUCACCGACACCGAGCGCCUCAUCGGCGACGCAGCCAAGAACCAGGUGGCUCUCAAUCCAAGCAACACAAUAUUUGACGCCAAACGACUCAUUGGCCGCAAGUUCGACGACCCUAAGAUUCAGCAAGACCUGAAACACUGGCCAUUCAAAGUCAUCAAUGAUGGCGGAAAACCAAAAAUCCAAGUUGAAUACAAAGGUAAAACCAAGCGGUUCGCGCCAGAAGAGAUCAGCAGCAUGGUUCUGACCAAGAUGAAAGAGAUAGCUGCGAUGUACCUUGGGAAAACAGUGAAAGACGCUGUAAUUACUGUUCCGGCUUACUUCAAUGAUUCCCAAAGACAGGCGACUAAAGACGCUGGCGCUAUUGCAGGGCUGAAUGUAUUGCGUAUCAUCAAUGAGCCCACUGCCGCUGCUUUAGCAUACGGGCUUGAUAAGGAUCUAAAAGGAGAGAAAAACGUUCUCAUUUUUGAUCUUGGAGGAGGAACCUUCGAUGUUUCCAUUCUUACUAUCGACGAAGGAUCACUUUUCGAGGUAAAAGCUACUGCUGGGGACACUCAUCUCGGCGGCGAGGACUUUGAUAGUAGAUUGGUCAACUUUCUUGCUGACGAAUUUAAAAGAAAGCAUAAGAAAGACUUAAAGAAUAACCCGAAGUCUCUUCGUCGCUUGCGCACUGCAGCUGAAAGAGCAAAGCGGACUCUAUCCUCAAGCACCGAAGCAAGUAUUGAAAUUGAUGCCCUGUAUGAAGGAAUCGACUUCUUUUCUCGUAUUUCCCGAGCACGGUUUGAAGAGCUCAACGCUGAUCUUUUCAGAAUAACACUGGAACCGGUCGAGAAAGCAUUGAAGGAUGCUAAAAUGGACAAGACUUCCAUCCACGAUAUUGUUCUUGUUGGAGGUUCAACGCGUAUACCCAAAGUCCAAAGCCUGCUCCAAAAUUUCUUCAAUGGCAAGAAACUGAACUUGUCAAUCAAUCCUGAUGAAGCUGUCGCUUAUGGUGCUGCAGUGCAAGCUGCUAUUCUUAGUGGAGAACGUCAUUCAAAGAUUCAGGAUGUUUUACUUGUCGACGUCGCUCCAUUGUCUUUAGGAAUCGAAACAGCUGGAGGAGUUAUGACAAAGAUAGUCGAGCGUAAUGCCAAGAUUCCUUGCAAACACUCGCAGACGUUCACCACAUACUCUGACAACCAACCAGCCGUCACCAUUCAGGUUUACGAAGGCGAAAGAGCUAUGACAAAAGACAACAACUUGCUUGGGACCUUCGAUCUGACCGGUAUACCGCCUGCUCCACGAGGAGUUCCACAAAUUGACGUCACCUUUGAUUUGGAUGCUAAUGGUAUUCUUAACGUAUCUGCUAAAGAGAACAGCACAGGAAAGAGCAAGAACAUCGUGAUUAAGAAUGACAAAGGGAGAUUAUCUCAAGCUGAGAUCGACAGGAUGUUGUCUGAAGCUGAGAAGUAUAAGGAUGAGGAUGACCGUCAAAGAGACAGGGUGGCGUCUCGGAAUAAGUUGGAGACGUAUUUGUAUGGGGUGCGGCAGGCGGUAGAUGAAAGCGGGGGGAAGUUGGGCGAGCCUGACUGUGGGAAGGCGCGUCGGAAGUGCGAGGAGGCGCUGAAGUGGUUGGAGGCUAACUCGUUGGCUGAGAAGGAGGAGUAUGAGGAUAAGCUGAAGGAGGUGAGCAGUGUGUGCGCUCCGCUGAUGAAGAAGCUUCAUGGGGCGGGGGCCGGGGCGGGCGGGGCUCGCCGGGGCGGCGGCGCUGGCGGGAGCGACGGCCCCGUCAUUGAGGAAGUCGAUUGA